GGAAAACGGCCCCGCGGGGCGGAGCAGCUCCGCUCGGUGACCCCUGAUUCGUGGUUCCAGCGAAUGGGAGGCCGUUCAAGUCAAUAGGAACGAAGGGAGGGGCAGGGACAGGGACAGGGGGCUGCGGGGAACUGGCAGAAAGAAUCAGGGAGUUCUCCCACCAGAGAUUCCCCGCCUGCGGUUCCCCUUGGAGACUGGAAUUUUGCCUAGAGGGGUGACUCCCGCCCUCUUCUGGGGUCACCCCUGGAACUGAAAGACGACUUCAGGGCGCUCCAUCUCCCCCCAUCUGCCAUGUUCCCGGUGAAGGUGAAGGUGGAGAAAGCAGAGCUGGAGAUGACCAAAGCCCGGAGCCACCUGGAUGCCGUGCUGCAGUGCCUGCUGGAGAAGAGCGACGUGGACAGGGAGCCACUAGAAGAUGAAACUGGGAAGACACCCUCAGAUGCCCACAGCAAGGAAAUCUCCCCCUCGGCAGCCGGCAAACGCCCUUCUGCGCGCCUCUCACAUCACCGGCGGAAGAAGCGGAAAGAAAUGGAGGAGGGGCUCCCCGAGGGGGGACAGCAGCGAUCCAAUACCUACGUCAUCAAGCUGUUCGACCGCAGCGUGGACCUAGCCCAGUUCGGCGAGAACACCCCCCUGUAUCCCAUCUGCCGCGCCUGGAUGCGAAACAGCCCCACCGUGCGCGAGCGCGAGGCGUCCCCCAGCCCCCCGCUGCCCCUUCUGCCCGAGGACGAGGAGGGGGCCGAGGUGUUGAACGGGAGGAACCGGGACGUGUACAGCCUACCGCCCCCCGUUGCCCCCUGCUCGGGCGGGGAGGUCUCCAGCCCCCGCAUCCCUUCUCCCCUGCAGCCGGAGGCCCAGGGGGCCCCAGACGCGACUCCGGAGCCGGACCCUUCCAUAUCCGCCCUCAUCCACCGCAACAUGGAGCGCUGGAGACUCGUCCGCCAAAGAUGGAAGGAAGCAUCCCAGAGGAACCAGCUUCGCUACGCGGACAGUAUGAAGAUUCUCCGGGACAUGUACGAGCGCCAGUGACUGCUCCGCCCCCUCCCCGCCCCCCCGCCGCCAAUAAACUCGUUCCCCGCCCCUGCAGGGGGAGGGGGACACGCCCCACAGCACGCAGUCUGCUCA
Tachyglossus aculeatus (Australian echidna) is the source of this 1125-nucleotide messenger RNA. RefSeq names its product lin-37 DREAM MuvB core complex component (gene LIN37). The record is from RefSeq and is a predicted model, not a curated record. The transcript has 9 exons. Bases 292 to 1029 code for a protein of 245 amino acids. Gene Ontology annotation, biological process: negative regulation of transcription by RNA polymerase II. NCBI's taxonomy places the organism in Eukaryota, Metazoa, Chordata, Mammalia, Monotremata, Tachyglossidae. Gene Ontology annotation, cellular component: transcription repressor complex; Myb complex.